This is a messenger RNA of Penicillium antarcticum, 1431 nucleotides long. RefSeq lists its product as uncharacterized. Gene Ontology annotation, biological process: transmembrane transport. The record is from RefSeq and is a predicted model, not a curated record. The transcript has 10 exons. Lineage: Eukaryota; Fungi; Ascomycota; Eurotiomycetes; Eurotiales; Aspergillaceae. Bases 1 to 1431 code for a protein of 476 amino acids. Gene Ontology annotation, molecular function: transmembrane transporter activity.
AUGGCUGAUACAAAAACUGCUAUCCCCAAUGAGGAUGCUCUACCAUUACCAGACACCGAUGUCGGCGAAGUCGAUAUGGUGCGGUACAGAGCGACCGUACCACGAUGGAAACGAGUAUGGCAGCAUAGUUUGACGCAGAUGAUAUUGUUGAGUAUCCAGGCCUUUUGUGGGCCAGCUAUGGCCGAUGCAAUCACUGGUCUUGGUGGCGGUGGUCUUGCAACUCCGCAUAUAUCAAACAUCGCAACAGCAAUUACAUAUGGCCUACUCGCCGUCGUCUGCUUCUUGGGCGGCCCUUUAGUCAACAAGAUCGGUGUGAAAUGGGCCCUCGUUCUUGGAUCAAUGUCAUUCCCUAUUGAGGGAUCUGCAUACUACUGCAAUAGCAAAUUUGGUAAUCAAUGGUACCUCAUCCUCAGCGGUGCUAUCAGCGGUAUUGGAACAGCCUGCUGGUAUGUCGCUGAAGCUGGAGCCAUCAUGACCCUCGCACCGUCAGGUGCCCGUGGAAAGUAUCUAGCCUUGUGGAUCGUCUCGCGGAAUCUUGGCCAGUUGGUUGGAGGUGCAAUCAACCUCUCAAAGAAUCAUGAGAAAGGAGCCGAGGGUGGAAUUUCUCCCGAUACUUAUAUUGCCUUUGUGAUUAUCGAGUCUCUGGCCCUUCCAUUCGCACUAUUGAUCACACCCUUUGAACGCGUCGUUCGAUCAGAUGGCACGAAAAUCGUCACUGCAGAGACUCUUUCAACCAAGCAGGAACUGAAACGCAUUUCAAAGACAAUGACGUCGAAACUCAUAAUGUUGUCUGCCCUCUGGGCUCUAUGGUCAUUCUUCUACUCAGGCACAUGGUCCACCUACCUGGGAACCUACUUCUCAGUACGCUCCCGCGCCCUCUCGUCUCUAAUCUCUCCAUUCUUCUGCAUAAUCGGCUGCUUCGGCCUCGGCUUCAUCCUAGACCUGAAAAGCCUUAGUCAACGUCGCCGCGCCCAAAUAGGCCUCUACAUAGUGGUCACCCUCAAUGUCGGCGUCUAUAUUUGGUCAAUCAUCAUGCAAACAAGAUUCAACAGACAUGACCCGGGCAAGAUUGACUGGGAUGACGGGCUCUAUGCCUCGUCCUUCUUGCCCUAUUUCUUUAUCCAGACUACCGGUCCUUUGUCGCAGUCUUAUAUGUAUUGGCUUUUGUCUUCUUUUGCGACUGAUGCUCAGGAAAAUGUCCGCAAUGGAGCUGCAUUUAGGUGCAUCGAAGCUAUUGGUCAGGCUAUUGCCUAUGGGAUGAAUACUCAGACGACGAGUGAUCCUCUUGUUGGAUUCUGUGUGACUUUCGCUUUACUGGGAGUUGCUUUGGCUCCUAUGAUCAUGCUGGUGAACACCACGCCUGAUCGUAUUCCUGCUGAUGUUGUUGCUGAGCAGCAGAAUGCGGCUCUCGAGAAGAGAGUUGCUGUAUAG